Glycine soja is the source of this 407-nucleotide messenger RNA. RefSeq lists its product as uncharacterized. The record is from RefSeq and is a predicted model, not a curated record. NCBI's taxonomy places the organism in Eukaryota, Viridiplantae, Streptophyta, Magnoliopsida, Fabales, Fabaceae. Bases 9 to 395 code for a protein of 128 amino acids. The transcript has a single exon.
CGCUUUCCAUGCCGAUUGCGCCUCUAUGCCUUGUGCCGAUGCAACAAAGCCAAGCACCCAUGCCUGCUCCUCACCUUGCCGCCAACAGCAAGCACCAAGUGCCCCACGGGCUAUCCUCCGUCUUCAACCAGCUCGACCACGUUCGUGUUGUUGUUUCCCUCGACAACCUCUUAAGUGUUGUUGUUCAUUAUGGUCAUGCAGCGGUUCCACAUGACAAGCUUUUGGAACAUAGAGACAUUGCACUGUUUGAGAUGGUAGUUGAGUCCUAUGGGUCUGCCAUGGUCGCACGCAAGCGCCAACCAGUUGCUUUUGCACUAUGGACGGCUGCUAAACUAAGUGAGUUUUGCCGGGACAGACCUUGGGAUCUUGGUAUUACUUUUGGAAGCAUGGUUUGAAGCCCCAACACC